AUGGAAAGGAUUUUAUUGGUUUCUUUUCUUCUUGUACAACAGCGAUACACUAUUGAAGAGUUAACGAUGAACAACCAAACACAAAUUCAAGAACUUUAUGACCAAUUUCUAAUCAAAUAUCCCCGUGAUUUUAAUAUUGAUCCGAUUGGUUACGAUAAACGAUUGAAAGUUUUUCAAGAAAAUGUAUUGCUUAUCGAAAAGUCAAAUUAUGAAAGCAGUUCCGCUGUGUAUGAAAUCACAAAAUUUGCUGAUUGGACAGAGAACGAAUUUGACGCUUUUUCUCGCCCACUCAUUGCAUCAAAAAAUCGCACUUUUCAUCAUUAUGAUCACGACUGGAUUCGCAUUGCACAUGAUGGCUCACCUUAUCCAUCCACUUGGGACUGGAGACUAGAAGGCGUUAUAACUGCUGUAAAAACACAAUCAAUCUGUGAAUAUGUUUCAGCAUAUCAGUGUAAUUCAUGCUAUGCAUACGCGGUAGCAGCAGUAGUUGAAUCCCUCUUUGCAAUAAAGUACAAUCAGUUUAUUAGCAUAUCUGAGCAUGAAAUGGUUGACUGUGAUUUAACAAAUUUCGGAUGUUGGAGUGGUAGUACUAAAAAAUCAAUGUUACGAGGAAAGUAUAUUGGUUUCACGCACAUGAUGGAUUACCCAGUAAUGUUAGAAACUCGUAGCUUCUGUCCGCUACGUGGUCAAUUUUUCAUUAAAAAUUUGUAUCGAAUUGAUCCACACGCAGACGCUAUCGCUUGGUUUGUUUCACACAAUGGACCAGCUGUGUUAAAUUUUGUAUUUCCGAAACAAUACAAAUUUUACAAAUCUGGGAUAUUAUCUGAUGCUUAUGAAUGCUGGAUAAUGACACCAAAUCAUGCAGCUGCAGUGGUCGGCUACGGUAUGGAGAACGGUAGGAAGUAUUGGAUAAUAAAAAAUAGCUGGGGUGACUGGUGGGGUGAGCAGGGUUUUUUCAGAAUUGAACGGGGUACCAAUGCCUGCCAAGUAGAGAAUUACCCUGCAUCUGCUAGCUUAUAA
Messenger RNA from Thelazia callipaeda (thelaziosis nematode), 1020 nucleotides. NCBI's taxonomy places the organism in Eukaryota, Metazoa, Nematoda, Chromadorea, Rhabditida, Thelaziidae. The record is from the annotation of a GenBank genome assembly.